Messenger RNA from Colletotrichum graminicola M1.001, 198 nucleotides. RefSeq lists its product as uncharacterized. The record is from RefSeq and is a predicted model, not a curated record. Lineage: Eukaryota; Fungi; Ascomycota; Sordariomycetes; Glomerellales; Glomerellaceae. Bases 1 to 198 code for a protein of 65 amino acids. The transcript has 2 exons.
AUGCCCGAGGGACGCCAAUCUCCUCCCCCUGAGCGCCAGACCGGUGCCCAGCAGCAGAGCCCCCCUGCUUCCGGCACAGGUACCGAUGACGCUUCCAACAAGGACGCCGCCAACAAGGAGUCUCUCCAGAACCUCUCUUCGAACCCCAAGGGUCCCAUGGACGACAACCUGAAGGAGAAGUUCGCCAAGACCCAAUAA